Molecule: messenger RNA, 4345 nt
Organism: Sarcophilus harrisii (Tasmanian devil)
Lineage: Eukaryota; Metazoa; Chordata; Mammalia; Dasyuromorphia; Dasyuridae
Gene: USP44
Product: ubiquitin specific peptidase 44
Exons: 6
Coding region: 2076-4229 (717 amino acids)
Biological process (GO): protein deubiquitination
Cellular component (GO): cytoplasm
Molecular function (GO): cysteine-type deubiquitinase activity; zinc ion binding
Source: RefSeq, a predicted model, not a curated record
AUAAUCAUAGCUAUUAAUGUUGUCUGUGAAAUUUUUUCUUCUUUAUGCUAAAUAUUGCCAGUUCCUUCACAUAUCCCUUCCGUGACAUGAAUUCAAGGUUCUCCCUUUCCAAUCAGGUUACCUGUCUGGCUUAUGAUAUUAUAAGUGAUGAUGCCCAGAACUCAAUACAGGUUUCUGUUGUGAACUGAUAAGGAUGAAGACAAUCACUGCUUUGUUUCUGGUAGCUAUCAGUGAGUACAGCCAUUGUACAUUCACAUUGAGCUUGCUUACAGUCUAUUAAAAACUCUUUUUCAGACAAACUAGGACUUUCUGAACUCCAGGAAAGACUUUUGAAUUCAUUGUAUAUGUUCAUUCCAGUGCUCUAAUCUGUUAAGAUCCUUUUGGAUCUACUGGCAGGCAGGUGGUACAGUGGGUAGAGCAUCAACUCCACCGGAAUCAGGAGGACCUGACUUCCAAUCUAGUCUCGUAUACUUAAAUUGUGUGAUGAGGGCAAGUCAACUAAUCUCGUUUGCUUUGUUGAAUCCAGAUUACCUUCUUUAACAGCCUAUACUUCAUUUCCAGAUUUUAUAAGCAUGCUAUUUGUACCUUAAAGUCAUUGACAAAAAUGUUAAACUACACGGAACAAGUUCCAAGACCUAGAUGAUUAACUGGAGAUCUUUUAAAUCUACAUCUUUUCAUUAAUGACUACUUUUGGGGUCUGCCAUGUAGUCAUUUUUGAAUAUGGCUAAUUGACCUAUUACCUAUCUAAUUUUCUCCCAUCCUUUCCACAAGAAUAGUAUGAAACCUGUACUUUGUUGAAUCUUUUGCUGACACAGGUUCAUAUUUGUGCAUCCAUAUAAACAAAGGCAGUUCAGGUUUAUUGAAAGCAAAUUGGUAGGCAAGGGAAUGAAUACAAAAGAACAGUGAUAUUCUGAAUGUUAAUUUAAGAUUCUUCCCCUAUCCCCAAAAGAUAAUGUAAGCUACUUGUAAAUGAAUAGGUUCCACAGCAUCUAGAAUUGAAUACUUGGAACAUAGGCAAAUACUAGUGGAAAAUAUUUUAAGUUCUCACUUACUGCUGUAUUGACUUGAAAGCAAAAUGGAAAAAUAUGCAUUGUUAUUAGCCUCCUUGACCACUAGAGGGUGUGCUUUUGUUAAAAUCAAAUGCUAAUUGAAUUUAUACAGCGUCUUGGGAAGCUCUUCAAAUGAGCUUUUCAUGAUAAAUGAGAAAAGUGUCGAUGUAGAAAAGUUGAAGUGGAGUUGAGCUACUUUUUAGAUAUCAUUGAGAGAGCAUUUAUUAAUCUGCCAGGCAUUGUAUAAGGCAGCACAAAAAGAUCUGAUUUUUCAAGGACCUCUCUGGUUGAGGAAAUAGCAUAUACGACAAUAAUUUUUAUAUAAAAUCCAUGCACAGCAAAACCAAAAUAAUUUCAGAUAGAGUGGGUAUUAAUAAUUGGGGGAUUGACCAAGCCUUCUUCAGGAGGGACUGUGUAUGAUGGUCUAGGAGGAAAGAGAUUCCAAGCACAGGAACACUUUGUAAAAGGCACACUGGUGAAUUAUAGCAUGUGAGGUAGAAGAAUUAAGCAGCUAGUGUGUCUGGGAAGCCGAGGCUGUACACAAAGCCUUUCUGAAGGAUGGGAUGAAGAGGGGAGACAAAUGAAGAUAGGAUUUCAAUUAGAAACCUAGUAAAUCACACUUUUUUAUUAACUGUGCUGCUCUUUGAGAUACAAAGAAAGGCAAAAACACUUAACAUGAUCCCUGCCCUCAAGAAACUUUCAUAAUGGGUGGGGGAGGGACAGCUUGUUUUUGAAAAGGGAUUUCCUUUUUAUUAAAAAAAUUUUUUUUUUAUUUCUCAAGUAAUGAGUAUUUUAAAAAUUAGCAUUUUUCUUCUCCCAAGCCCCUCUCUGAACAAGUAAAUGCUGAAAAACAUCUUAAUGUAUAUUAGUCAAGCAAAACAAAUUAUUCAUUGAUGUGAUCCAAAAAAAAAUGUAUGUCUCCACAUUUCAAGCUAAUCACUUCUCUUAAUAGUUUUCAGAUCCAAGUUAUGGACAAAAACUCAUUUGGACUAUGUAUUUCUCAGCUAGACUACCUAAAUAUUAACAAUGGAUAAAUGCAAGCAUGUUGGGCGGCUUCGGCUUGCUCAAGAUCAUUCCAUCCUCAAUCCUCAAAAAUGGCAUUGUGUGGAUUGUAAUACGACAGAUUCAGUGUGGGCUUGCCUUAGCUGUUCACACGUGGCAUGUGGAAGAUAUAUUGAAGAACAUGCACUCAAGCACUUUCAGGACAGUAACCACCCAGUAGCAUUGGAGGUGAAUGAGUUGUAUGUUUUCUGUUAUCUUUGUGAUGACUAUGUUCUUAAUGAUAAUGCAACCGGUGACUUGAAAUUAUUACGGAGUACCUUGAGUGCAAUCAAAAGUCAGAAUUAUAACUGUACUACUCGGAGUGGAAGGAUUUUACGCUCUAUGGGUACCAGUGAUGACUCUUACCCUUCACAUGGUGGUGCCCAAGCUCUCCUUCGAAAUGAAGAUCAAAUGUUCACUGCUCUUUGGCAUAGGAGACGGAUGUUAAUGGGCAAAGUAUUUAGAUCUUGGUAUGAACAAACUCCCAUUGGAAAAAGGCAAUUAGAAGAAGAAAAACUUCAGGAAGAAGCAGAAGCCAAGAGAGAAGAAGCAAGAAGACGACGACAGGAACUGAAGCGUCAGUUUAAGGCAGAAAUGGAGCGAAUGCCUCCAAGAAAAAGUUCACGUUUGCAAGGCCUUGCCAAAUCUGGUGUUACGGAAAUGCUCCCUAUAAAGAAACUUGUUCGGAGCCCAGCAUCACCAGUGAUUGGUAAAAAAGUGUCUACCUCACAUGAAAUAAGAUUAAAAAAAGUGAGUGAUUCUCCCAUCAAACGAAGACCAACAGUGACUCCUGGGGUAACAGGAUUGAGGAAUUUGGGUAAUACCUGCUAUAUGAAUUCUAUCUUGCAGGUAUUAAGUCAUUUACUUAUUUUUCGACAGUGUUUUUUAAAAUUGGAUCUGAACCAAACUCAAGAAUUGCUGGCUACAGCUGCUAGUGGGAAGACUAGAUCUUCUUGUAAACAUCCACCAGUCACAGAUUCUAUGUUUCACAUAAAAGAAAAUCAAGAAAAAUACAAAGGCUCUCCUGGGUUAAGACGCUCAAGUCUGUCUUCAGGUUUAAGUGGUGGUGCAUCUAAAAGCAGGAGCAUGGAACUUAUUCAGCCCAGGGAGCCAAGUUCCAAAUACAUUUCUCUUUGUCAUGAACUGCAUACUCUUUUCCAAGUUAUGUGGUCUGGAAAAUGGGCAUUGGUGUCACCUUUUGCCAUGCUACAUUCAGUAUGGAGGCUAAUACCAGCAUUCCGUGGUUAUGCCCAGCAAGAUGCUCAGGAAUUCCUCUGUGAACUUUUGGAUAAAGUACAGCAUGAACUAGAGACGACAGGUACCAGGUAUCCAGCUCUCAUCCCCAGUUCUCAAAAGAAACUUAUCAAACAGGUUUUGAAUGUGGUGAAUACCAUCUUUCAUGGACAGCUUCUUAGUCAGGUUACAUGUCUUGCAUGUGAUAAUAAGUCAAAUACAGUCGAACCUUUCUGGGACCUGUCACUGGAAUUUCCCGAAAGAUACCACUGUAAUGGAAAAGAAAUGGCUGCCCAGUAUCCAUGCUUGGUUACAGAAAUGUUGGCCAAGUUCACAGAAACUGAAGCUUUAGAAGGAAAAAUAUAUGUGUGUGACCAGUGUAACACAAAGCGCAGGAAAUUUUCUUCAAAACCAGUUAUACUCACAGAGGCCCAGAAACAGCUUAUGGUGUGUCGGCUGCCUCAAGUUCUGAGACUACACCUUAAACGAUUCAGGUGGUCAGGGCGUAAUCAUCGAGAGAAAAUAGGAGUACACGUUGGUUUUGAUGAAAUUCUAAACAUGGAGCCAUAUUGCUACAGAGAGUCUUUAAAGUCCCUCAGACCAGAAUGUUUCAUCUAUGACUUGUCUGCUGUCGUCAUGCAUCAUGGGAAAGGGUUUGGCUCAGGACACUAUACUGCAUACUGCUACAACUCUGAAGGAGGAUUCUGGGUACACUGCAAUGAUUCCAAGCUUAACAUGUGCACUCUGGAAGAAGUGUGUAAGGCCCAAGCUUACAUCUUAUUUUAUACCCAGCGAGCUCCUCAGGAGGGCGAAUAUUCGAGACUCUCAGCUCCUGAAUUAUUGUCUCCCAGGCCACAGCCGGCCAGGGAAGAAGCCAACCCACCUCUGAGUGCCAGAAGGAGCUGAUCCAAAGACAGUGACUUACUGUGGUGGCUUGGGGCCUUAUGCUUUGAAUCCGGCUGAGGUAGGGGGUGUUUGUUUUGUACUUUCUCUUGUGAAUCAGUGUACACUAUGUUUAUAUA